This is a messenger RNA of Cornus florida, 2155 nucleotides long. Its product is annotated as 3-oxoacyl-[acyl-carrier-protein] synthase II, chloroplastic-like. Bases 331 to 2046 code for a protein of 571 amino acids. Gene Ontology annotation, molecular function: 3-oxoacyl-[acyl-carrier-protein] synthase activity. The transcript has 13 exons. Lineage: Eukaryota; Viridiplantae; Streptophyta; Magnoliopsida; Cornales; Cornaceae. Gene Ontology annotation, cellular component: chloroplast stroma. The record is from RefSeq and is a predicted model, not a curated record. Gene Ontology annotation, biological process: fatty acid biosynthetic process.
UUUUUCCGUUUCAGUCUCACACAGCACUUGGCGUUCACUGUGUCAGAAGGAACUCAGGUUCACUUACACCAGUCGUUUCCAACUGCUUCACAUCCAAGAAAGCUCUGGUUUCCUUCUCGCCCUUUUCUAUAAUCCAAACUCACAAAUCUUCUUCUACUUCUUCUCCGAAAACCCACUAUAACCCUCUCCAAAAUUCAAUGCAAGUACUCGAUUUCCCUCUGUUUUAAUCAAAUCUCUCGCUAGAUCUUUGUGGAUCACUAAAUUUUCAAUUUGGGUCUCUUCCAUUUUGUUCAAAUUUGAGGUUUCUUUGAAGAAUACCGAAUUUCGGCAAUGGUGGCUUCCUCUGUUGCCUCUCCGCUCUGUACAUGGCUCGUCGCUGCUUGCAUGUCGGUCGUUUGUGAAAAAGACAUCACUCUGAAAUCAAAAUCUAUGUCUCAAUCUCAGAAGAGGCUUGCUUGUUUUGCGAGACGAAGGAAGGCCGUGACUCAUUGUGGCAAUGGUGGUGGUGUAGAUAACCUCUCUGUUGGUUUGGUUUCGUCAUUGUGUGGAACUGGUAUUCAAAAUGCGAUGCGCUCUUGUCUCGCUUUCGAACCAUGUCAGGAGUACUACAGCUCCAAAGGCCUGUCAUCUUCUUUGGCCUUCUUUGGUGAUAAUGGAUUCUCACUUUUCGGGUCGAAGACGGUGCCGGCAACUCGCAGGCAGAGACGGAUGAACCGGGAUGCCCAUUCUGGAAAAACCAUGGCUGUGGCAGUGCAACCUGCAAAGGAAGCCACAUUAAAGAAGAAACAUCCUACGAAGAAAAGGCGGGUUGUUGCGACAGGAGUAGGUGUCGUAACCCCAAUUGGUGAUGAUGCAGAUGUAUUCUAUAAUAAUCUUCUUGAAGGUGUUAGUGGCAUAAGUGAGAUCGAGGCAUUUGACUGUGCUCAGUUUCCAACGAGGAUUGCAGGGGAAAUCAAGUCUUUCUCAGCAAAUGCAUGGGUUGCACCAAAACUUUGUAAGAGGGCAGACAAGUUCAUGCUUUACAUGCUCACAGCUGGCAAAAAAGCAUUGGCAGAUGGUGGGAUUGCAGAAGGUGACAUGGGCGAGCAAGACAAAGCUAAAUGUGGCAUUUUGAUUGGGUCUGCUCUAGGAGGCAUGAAGGUUUUUCAUGAUGCAAUAGAAGCUUUACGAGUUUCUUACAGGAAGAUGAAUCCCUUUUGUAUACCUUUCGCUACUACCAACAUGGGUUCUGCUAUACUUGCAAUGGAUUUGGGAUGGAUGGGCCCGAACUACUCUAUCUCUACAGCUUGUGCAACGAGCAACUUCUGUAUACUAAAUGCAGCCAAUCAUAUUAUCAGAGGUGAAACGGAUAUGAUGCUUUGUGGUGGCUCCGAUUCAGCAAUUAUUCCUAUAGGAUUGGGAGGCUUCAUAGCAUGCAGAGCUCUUUCACAAAGGAAUAGUGAUCCAACUAAGGCUUCGCGCCCUUGGGAUAUUAAUCGUGAUGGAUUUGUUAUGGGAGAAGGAGCUGGUGUUUUGCUUUUAGAAGAACUAGAACAUGCUAAGAAAAGAGGUGCAACUAUCUAUGCGGAGUUUCUGGGUGGAAGCUUUACUUGUGAUGCUUAUCACAUGACUGAACCUCAUCCAGAUGGAACAGGAAUUGUUCUUUGCAUAGAAAAGGCUUUAGCUCAAUCUGGAGUAGCCAGAGAAGAUGUCAAUUAUGUGAAUGCGCAUGCUACAUCAACGCAGGCUGGAGAUCUAAAAGAGUACGAAGCCAUUGUUCGGUGUUUUGGGCAGAAUCCAGUGCUAAGAAUGAACUCUACAAAAUCCAUGAUUGGUCACCUGCUUGGGGCUGCAGGUGCUGUGGAAGCUGUUGCAACCAUUAAGGCUAUACAGACUGGAUGGGUCCAUCCAAACAUCAAUCUUGAAAAACCUGAUGAAGGCGUGGACACAAACGUGCUGGUGGGCCCAAAGAAGGAACGUCUGGACAUAAAGGUUGCACUAUCUAACUCAUUUGGCUUUGGAGGACACAACUCAUCCAUUGUGUUUGCCCCUUACAAGGAUGAGUAACUUCAACCAUGUGUUUGUAUGAAUGAAAGAAUGUUUUUAGCAUGACUUGUACUGCUUACAUACAAAUUUGAUAAAAGGAGCCAUGGCAAGGUUUGGUAUUUUCCCCCUA